AUGCUUCCCAGACUGGCCAAGUCUGCCGUCCUUCAGCAGGGUAUGUUUUGAAAAAAGAUAUUGAUUUUUUAAACAAAAACUUCUGUGUUUAUAACAUGAGCUUUGAAGUUGACAUAUUUCUCAAGAAUUUCUGCUUCAGAACAUCUUUUACAUACAAAAAUAGAUCAAUUCUAACAAACAAACACCUUUUUCAUUAUCUUAUCAAGAGAACCAAUUGAUUGGCAGGAAAAAGUGAUGAGAGAAAAGAUCAGGAAAUUAAGCUAAUAUUGUACAAAAACAAAACUAGUACUUUUCAGUGCGCGGACUCUCUGCCAUCGCCAAUCACGAACCUUUGGGACCAAUCAUUCAGACGAGCAUUCCGGGGCCGAAGUCGAAACAGUUGAAACAGGAAAUGGACAAAGUUCACGUGAGUUUGCAGCAUUUUCAGAAUUAAAAAAGAAUUAAAAAUAGCCCUAGCAGCGACUAAACUAGUCGAAGCAGCCCCCGAGCUUGGCGUUGCAUUUGAUAGUUUAGUCGCUGCUUCUGAUAAUUUAGUCGCUGCCUUUGAUAAUUUAGUAGCUGCUUUCGAUAAUUUAGUCGCUGCUUUCGAAGAUUUAGUCGCUACUAGCGCUAUUUUUAAUGAAAGUGCUUUUUUGCUUUGGUUCUCGGCGUUUUUUCCAACCAAAUAGCGUAUCUUAUUGAAAAGCAGUGACCAUUCUUCACCUCGUAUUACCUAUCACAUUUCUAAUUCCCCCUUUCUCUCAAUUUCCCCCUUUCACUGAUAAAAGUGUCUCCUCCGCUCAAAAUGUUAUUACACUCUAGGAAUGAAACGAUGGGGUCAUUCGUUGUUUGUCUCAAUCGUUGAUAGUUUGAUCUUCAUUCCAGCAAACAACGUCCGUCCGUUUUCACGUGGAUUACGAGAAAUCGUUCGGAAACUACGUGGUCGACGCCGAUGGAAACACUCUUUUGGAUGUGUACACCCAGAUCUCUUCGCUUCCAUUGGGGUACAAUCAUCCGGAUUUGGUCAAGGUCGCUUCUCAGCCACAGCUCAUUGUGAGUUGACUUUGAAAAGUCUGUCCGGCUUUAUCUCGAUCCUAUUGCAGACUUCCCUGGUGUCGCGCCCGGCCCUCGGAUCUUUCCCGCGCACGGACUUUGGCGAAGGAAUCAGCCAUGCGCUCACUUCGAUCGCUCCGAAGGGACUGAAGGCCGUGCAGACGAUGCUCUGCGGAACUUCGGCCAAUGAGAAUGCGAUCAAGACGGCGUUCAUUUGGUAUCAGGCUCAGAGAAGAGGGGGUCUCGGCCCAGAUGCCCUUCAUUUGGAGAGUUGCAUGUCUCAGCAGAAGCCAGGAACUCCUACUCUUUCCGUUUUGGGAUUCGACGGAGCAUUCCACGGAAGAUCCCUUUGCAUGCUCUCUGUCACCCGCAGCAAGCCAAUUCACAAGGUACGACAUGGCUCCCAUUGUGUUUUUUUCUUAUCUAGGACAACUGCAGAAGGAAUUAGAAGGAAAAUGAAUGAAAACAUUUUCUCGAGAAAUCAAAAAUUUUCGCAUACGAUGGCAAAAACUUCAAACUCCUUGAAAAACCUUUUUUGCUCAAUUUGCUCUAGAAUGCUUCUACUGUGUCCGUAGAUGUCAAAACUCCUAACCCCUCCUAACCUUCGAGAAAAUUCGACUCAAAGGCUUGUUGUGACUACUUUGAGUUAAAAUUUCUCGAAAAGCAAAAGGUUUCAGAAGGUCCCAUCGUGUUUUCUGACAUCUACAGACACAUUAGAAGCGUUCUAGAGCAAUUGAGUGAAAAACAUUUUUCGGGGAAUGUGUUAGAUGGCAAAAAGAUCAAACUCCUUGAAAAACCUUUUUUGCGCAAUUUGCUUCGAAAUGAUUCCACUGUUGUCCUAGAUGAUAGAAAACACAAGAGACUCACUGAAACCUGCCGAUCUUCGAGAAAAUUCAUUUUAAUGUCGGAAAAAUGUGUACUUUUUUCAAUAAAAAAUAUCCUUUGUAGGUCGACAUCCCCGCAUUUGACUGGCCGAUCGCCAAGUUCCCUCGCUACAAGUACCCUCUGGAUCAGAACUCCGCCUACAAUCAGAAGCAGGACCAGGAGUCGCUUGCCGACGUCGAAGCCAAGAUUCAGGAGUGGAAGAGAAGAGACAAUGACGUGGCGGCCAUUAUUGUGGAGCCGAUUCAAGCUGAAGGAGGAGACCAUUACGGUAGUCCGAAGUUCUUCCAAGGCCUCCGCGACAUCACUCAAAGGCACGGAAUUGUGUUCAUCGUCGACGAAGUCCAGACCGGAGGAGGAGGCACUGGAGACAUCUGGGCCCACGAUCACUGGAAUCUGAGCUCUCCGCCUGAUAUCGUGACUUUCUCGAAGAAGCUGUUGACGGGAGGAUACUUCUACGGAGAGCAUCUGCGCGUGAAAGAGGCCUACAGAAUCUACAACACGUGGAUGGGAGACCCGACGAAGCUUCUUCUGCUCGAGAAGGCCGUCGAGGUCAUCAAGAGAGACGGGCUCAUCGAGCAGAGCAAAGAAGUCGGAAAGGAGUUCCAGAAGAGACUCGCAGAGCUCCAGAAGAGCUCCGGAGGCAAAUUGGACCAGGCGAGAGGAAGAGGAACGUUCGCCGCCGUCGAUUUCCCGUCGGGAGCACUCAGGGACAAGUUUGUUGAUUUGGUAAGUUUUCUGAAAAAGAAAGGGGAAGCUAUAUGAUUCUUCGUUUCCAGGCGAUCAGCAACGGUCUUCACUGCGGCGGAUGCGGAGACCGUUCUCUCCGCUUCCGUCCUUCUCUCGUGUACACCAAGAAACACUUGGACCUCACUUUCGACCUUCUCGACAAAACUUUGAAGCAAAUAUAA
Molecule: messenger RNA, 2825 nt
Organism: Caenorhabditis sp. 36 PRJEB53466
Lineage: Eukaryota; Metazoa; Nematoda; Chromadorea; Rhabditida; Rhabditidae
Source: the annotation of a GenBank genome assembly